CCAGAGGCUUCAGGCAAUUGAGAGUCAGCUGGUGUCAGCAGUUGUACGUGAUAAAGUGUCUAUUUUCCAGUCAUUUCUGUGGAAUUUAGUUAUAAAUGUGUUUUAGGUUUAUUUGUUUAUCAAUUAGUUAUGCAAUUUAAUGAUGUACAUUGCCUGUAGUUUUAAGAAGUCGUAUUAAAUAUGGAUAUAGAAACCGAAAAGGUUAUUGAGCUGGUUUUUCCGGAUGGAGUGCCAACAGAUUCGUGGAAGGAUAAUCCAGAGUUCUAUCAGUACUUAUCGAAACUGGGGGCGUUCGACGUGGAGCAAUUGAGUAAAGAACCAGAUCAUUUGGUAGAGGAGAAGAAUAAUGUGUUGCAGACAACUCAGGAGCUUGCUUUUUCCAACUACAAAACGUUCAUUCAAACUGCUGAGAGUUCACGAGAAAUCUUUCAUCAGUUCAACGAAACUGAGGAGCACCUGGAGAACCUCCUCGCCAAAAUUCCGCGCUUCGUCGAGAAAUGUCAGUCAUUCUGCGACAAAUCAAAGGACAUAAACACCCACAGAAGACUAAACACCCUGACCCUGAAGAAGACCGCCGAGAUGCUGGAAAUCCUGGAGAUGCCCCAGCUGAUGGAGACCUGCCUGCAGAGCAGUCAGUACAACGAAGCCCUCGAGAUAUCCCAAUACGCUCGACAAUUGGGAGUGAAGCACAGUGAAAUUCCAAUAAUCCAGUCGAUAGUAUCGUCGAUCGAGAACAGUUGGUCUGGAAUGGUGGGUCAGGUGAUUGGAUCCCUGAGGGGAGACCUGCCCCUGCCAAAGUGUCUCCAACUCGUUGGACUUCUGCGCUCCAUGGACGCCUUCACAGAGGCAGAACUCCGGAUAAAGUUCCUGCAGGCGAGAGACGGAUGGCUGCAGGGACUCCUCAACGCCAUCCCCAAGGAGGACCCCAAUUUCCACCUGGCGAAGACCAUUGAACUGUCCAGAAUUCACCUAUUCAACAUCAUAACGCAGUAUCGAGCGAUGUUCAACGACGACGAUCACUCCUCAUCGACUCGCGACGCCGUGAUAAACGAAUCAGCGAUAUUCUACCACUGGCUGGAGGAGAAACUGUCCCAGUUUCUGGUGACUCUGGAGCAGGACCUGCCUGGGGUGUCCUCCGUCGACUCCAUCCUGGGGCAGUGCACGUACUUCGGGUUGUCCUUCGGGAGGGUUGGGGCGGACUUCACGAGUCGAAUGUCUGAUAUAUUCGUCAGAGUCAUUGGGGGGAGAUUCCAGAAGAACGUUUACAGGACGACGAGGAGGUUUGAAAAGGACGUGGAGACUUUUACUCUGAUUAACAAGAUGCAUAGGGUUGAUAUUAAAGUGGAGACUCCUGGAAAAUCAGAAAAUCCCCCGGAAGAACUUGUCGACUUCUAUCCCCUGGCUGAAUACUGCAAUGGUCUCAUCGCGACGUUCAAUGAGCUCAGAGUGUGCCCACCUGUUGCCCUGGCUGAAUACUGUACCCAGAUACUGGAGGAAUCGUUGCAAUGUGUGGCUAGAGGGAUCUUGGUUUUCUACAAGCAGGAGCAACAGGCGUUUACCGCGAGUGAACGAGAGAAUAUGAUGAAAUUCGCUGAAUGCUUCAGCGAUCAGUUGAUACCGUACAUUCAGUACUGCAUUCACGCGAUUUUUCCGCAGAAUCAGAUCGCUAUGCAUCUCGAUAUUACUGUCGGGCAACUGCAAAAAGAGGGAAUCACGUUUUUGGAUAGAAAAAAAAUUGUCGAGCCACUGUCGACAUUAUUGCCGCUGAAAAGUGUCAUGAAAGAGUCAUUCCUUCCAACUUUGCCUGUAAUUGAGUCAUCGAAUGCACAAGAAUCAUCGUCAAGUGAAAAUACCAACAAAGUGGAGCCCAAGGAGUCAGAAUCGAUUGUCAGUCGAGAAAAUGGGAACAAUCUAAAUUCAGAAGAAGCAAUUGUCGACGAAAACGUUAAAUCAUGAUAAUGGGAUAAUAAAAGACGAUAAAUAUUUAACCACAA
This is a messenger RNA of Diachasma alloeum, 1994 nucleotides long. RefSeq names its product conserved oligomeric Golgi complex subunit 8 (gene Cog8). The record is from RefSeq and is a predicted model, not a curated record. The coding region runs from base 181 to 1956 and encodes 591 amino acids. NCBI's taxonomy places the organism in Eukaryota, Metazoa, Arthropoda, Insecta, Hymenoptera, Braconidae. The transcript has 6 exons. Gene Ontology annotation, cellular component: COG complex. Gene Ontology annotation, biological process: intra-Golgi vesicle-mediated transport.